Rhinolophus ferrumequinum (greater horseshoe bat) is the source of this 5096-nucleotide messenger RNA. RefSeq names its product protein tyrosine phosphatase non-receptor type 1 (gene PTPN1). The record is from RefSeq and is a predicted model, not a curated record. NCBI's taxonomy places the organism in Eukaryota, Metazoa, Chordata, Mammalia, Chiroptera, Rhinolophidae. Gene Ontology annotation, molecular function: protein tyrosine phosphatase activity. Gene Ontology annotation, biological process: protein dephosphorylation. The transcript has 9 exons. Bases 166 to 1440 code for a protein of 424 amino acids.
ACUUCCGGCUCCGAGUUGACAUGAAGAAGCAGCGGCAGCUAGGGCGGCGGUAGCGGUGGGAGUCGAGGCUUGCAGCGGGACUCCCGGCUGAGAGCGCGACGCGGCCUAGAGCGGCAGACGGCGCAGUGGGCGGAGGAGGAGGCGCAGCAGCCGCCCUGGCCCGUCAUGGAGAUGGAAAAGGAGUUCGAGCAGAUCGACAAGGCCGGGAGCUGGGCAGCCAUUUACCAGGAUAUCCGACACGAAGCCAGUGACUUCCCAUGUAGAGUGGCCAAGCUUCCCAAGAACAAAAACCGAAACAGGUACAGAGAUGUCAGUCCCUUUGACCACAGUCGGAUUAAACUACAUCAAGAAGAUAAUGACUAUAUCAAUGCUAGUUUGAUAAAAAUGGAAGAAGCCCAAAGAAGUUACAUUCUUACCCAGGGCCCUUUGCCGAACACGUGUGGUCACUUUUGGGAGAUGGUGUGGGAGCAGAAGAGCAGGGGCGUGGUCAUGCUCAACAGAGUGAUGGAGAAAGGGUCGUUAAAAUGUGCACAGUACUGGCCACAAAAAGAAGAAAAAGAAAUGAUCUUUGAAGAUACAAAUUUGAAAUUAACAUUGAUCUCUGAAGAUAUUAAGUCAUAUUAUACAGUACGACAACUAGAAUUGGAAAACCUUACAUCUAAAGAAACUCGAGAGAUCUUACAUUUCCACUAUACCACGUGGCCUGACUUUGGAGUCCCCGAAUCGCCAGCCUCAUUCCUGAACUUUCUUUUCAAAGUCCGUGAGUCAGGGUCACUCAGCCAGGAGCACGGCCCCAUCGUCGUGCACUGCAGCGCCGGCAUCGGCAGGUCGGGGACCUUCUGUCUGGCCGACACCUGUCUCUUGCUGAUGGACAAAAGGAAAGACCCUUCUUCUGUUGAUAUCAAGAAAGUUCUGUUAGAAAUGAGGAAAUUUCGGAUGGGGCUGAUCCAGACAGCAGACCAGCUCCGUUUCUCCUACCUAGCUGUGAUUGAAGGUGCCAAAUUCAUCAUGGGAGACUCUUCAGUGCAGGAGCAGUGGAAGGAGCUCUCCCACGAGGACCUGGAGCCCCCACCUGAGCAUGUCCCCCCACCUCCCCGACCACCCAAACGAAUCCUGGAGCCACACAAUGGGAAAUGCAAGGAAUUCUUCCCAAACCACCAGUGGGUAAAGGAUGAGUCUGAGGAGGAUAAAGACGACGGCCCCAUCCAGGAGGAAACCAGAACACCCUUAAGUGUCCCCUGCAGUGUGGAAAGCACGAGUCCAGACACUGAAGUCAGAAGGCGGGUUGUGGGGGCAAGUCCUUCCCAGGGGGAGUCGUCGUCACCCAAGGAGGAGCAGGACGAGGCGCUGACGCACUGGAAGCCCUUGCUGAUGAACAUGUUCAUGGCCACAGUCUUCACGGCUGGCGCGUACCUGUGCUACAGGGUGUGUUUCCACUGACCGACGUGCCGGCAAGAGCACGUGUGCAGAGAGCACCGGCCGCGCCUGGCGUGAGCACCCAGUGCUGUGGAAGGAUCUGAGCCAGUCUCAGAAGAAACCCAUCAAAGGUCUUUAAAGUCUGGAACUGUGAAGGGCUAAUGAGAGAAUUGAGGAUUGAUGCACUGGGGUUUUAAGGAGCCCUGUGGUCCCAAGAAUACAAGAGUCUAAUCUCAGGGCCUUAACCUAUUCAGGAGUAAGUAGAGAAAAUGCCAAAUACAUCUCUCUCUCUCUCUCUUUCUUUUUUUUCUUUUUCUUUUUCCUUUUUGUGUUCAUUUGUUUUUGGAAGAAAAAAAAGAAUUACAACACAUUGUUGUUUUUAACCUUUAUAAAAAGCAGCUUUUUGUUAUUUCUGGGGGAAAAAAAGACCAGGCACUUAUGAAACUUUCUUGUACCCUUACGUGGUGUGGCCUGAUACACAGUUUCUAUUUGAUUUCCCAGGGAAAGACUCCCACACUUUGAGGAACAGAAAAGUCCUCUGAAGAAGAGGGUUUAGGGUGUAGGGCACUGUCUGGCUCAGUCACUUCCUUUGCUGUGUACGCACUGAGCUUGCGCAGCACCUGCCAGCUUUUCCAUUUGAAGAAGAAAAAUAACAAAAGGCCAUCUCUAGAAAACAAAACCCGGCUUGUGCUUUUGCUCAGGGUGCCCCCACUGGUUUCCCAUGGUUCAUGUCUUCAUCCAUCCACUCUUGUCAGCCAUCUCACUCCUGGCCCGCCCUCAUCACCCUGUCCCCCAAAACCGGCUUCCUCGAAGUCCCUGCCUCAGGGUCAGAGGUCACCACAGGGUGACCACCGGCUUCUCACCCUGCCAUUGAGAUCCAAGAGGAGCAGUUUCCACUUGAUUGGAAUAUAAAUGCCAUUUGAGCAGAAAUCCUCACGUGAGAAGUGUGUUGCUGUUUUAAGGAGAAAGAGGAUUAGCUACCAAACUCUGGUCAUGGAGAUCCCCUCACAAGACGUUUUUUAUCAUUUUAAAUAUUUCACCUCUUUUCAGGCGACCGUCCUUGAGUUCAUCAGAUGGUUUAGGAACCUGUAAACAGUCUUUUUCCUUGGGGGUGAUUUUUGGGAAGGGAUCUAUUGUAGAAAAAGAAAAUCAAAACCCCUUUCACUGGAGUGGCGGGGGGUUGGGGGUGGACGAGAUCGUGCGUGAGCCUGCGGCUCCAUGCGGUGGGUCUGGGCUCAUCUGAAAAUAUUUGGCUUCAUCCCAGUUCCUGUUCAAUAGCAGCACAGAAUCUGACUCACCUCCACCCCACUGCCCGCCUCUGCUCGUAGAGCCUGCACCCGACGAGCAGGCGGGCGGUGGUAGGUAAGGGCCCACGCACAGCAUAACUGGGCGUGACCCAGACGGCCGUUUGCUUGGCACUAGGCCACCCUCCCAGGGCUGUUGGUCUUACCUGUUCUUUUUCUGUUUUCCUCCUCUCCUUCAAGUACCAAAUCCACAACCCAUUUUUUGAGGAGAACAAAGGAAAGCACCGUGCUGGUGGGACAGAGGAAAGGUGGCCGGCGCUGGUGCGAGUCGAGAGGCUGGCCUGGCCCACGCACCCUCUUGGGGCGUCGCAGGCGGGCGACACAGCAUCCUCAUGGAGACUGCAUGUUGUGAGCCUCUCCACUCCAUAUUUAUUUUUUUUAUUUUUUCCCCGAAAGGUGUCCGUAGUGCACUAGCAUUUUCUUAAACCAAUAAUGUAUUAAAACUUUUCGUGUCAGCCUUGCAUCAAAGGCUUUCUCAAAAAGUACAAUAAUAAACCCUCAGGUAGUGCUGGGAACAUUGAUUUUGCCGUGAGUGAGCCUGCUGCGUCAGACCAGUACUAGGAAGGACGGUUGUAAGCGGUGGUUAUUUUGUGACACUGUGGGUAAUGUGAGAAGAGGUUUGGCAUAUGUUUAUAGAACAGUGGGAUAAUAUAUAAUGAACACUUGGAUAUUUAAGAUACAUGACGAGAGAUAUUUGUCCCCGUUACUCCCCUACCCGGUUAUCUCAGUCACCGCUUUCCCUGUGUGUAUUAGAAUGCAUGUCCCGUCUUCUUGUGUCCUGAUCCAAUACGACGUGCUUGAAAUACUUAGAUCUCUGCUUACUGAAGCGCCCCCGUGUGCAAGCCCGGUCUGCCUUUGCAUGAUCAGAUCAUUACGUGGCUGUGGUUCCUAAGACUGUUGCUGAUCUGAUCGCCGUUCAGCAAUGGAGGGAUGUUUUCCAGCAACAGAUACUUGCCUGAUUCCUGGCAUGACACUCUGGUGACUUCCUGGUGAGGCCCGGCCUGUCCUGAUCCAGCUGGGUCCCGCUGUAACUCAGACAUUCCAAGGGGAUGGGAAGCUGUGGUCACACCUCACGCUCUGGACGUUCAGGCAAGCAGGGCCCUCCCCCCGCCCCCGACACAUACCUUUGGGAUCAGCCUCCACUACCCCAAGUUCACACUCUUCUUGAGCAGGCCGUGAUUUGGAGCCAAGGCAACUGUUGGAAACCACACUUGAAGCCACCUGGAUGGCGACGGUCCCUUAGAAUCAGCUUGCUGCUGCCUCGUUUGGGAGGGCCUUGCUGAGAGCGGCGUGUCUGCCCCCGCCCGCCCUGGAACCCUGGGGACCGAUGGUGCUCACGACUCUUCCUGCGAGGGGAACUUAACGACCUCCACAUUAAGUGGCUUUUUUAACAAGAAAAAAACAAAAAAGGCAGCUGUAGCUCACGAGCUGCUCUUUUGCCAGCAUUUUCACAUUUUGCCUUUCACGUGUUAGAAGUCGGUGCAGAGAAAUCCUGUGGUGGGAACGUUAGAGGCAUCGCCCCGCAGAGCCUUGGUGAGGUGUGGGUAAGGCGGAAGUGCCAGACUGUAAGCAUUUUUGAGUUGGCUUGUUUGUUUGUUUUUGAAGUCCUGUAUAUGUAUGUAGUAGUUUGGGUGUGUAUAUAUAGUAGCAUUUCAAAAUGGAUAUACUGGUUUAACCUUGUAUCCUUGGAAAACAGAUGGCUCUCCAUCUUGUUACACAUGUUAGAGAAGUAGCGAGCUGCUCUACUAUAUGCCUUAAGCCAAUAUUUACUCAGCAGGUCAUUAUUUUUUACAAUGGCCAUGGAAUAAACCAUUUGUACAAAAAUAAAAACAAACAAAAAAACGAGGUGUUUUGGUAUAAUACCUUUUCAGGUGUGUGUAUACGUGGAUGCAUGACGGGGUGGGGUGGGGGGCGCGUCUCAGGGUCUUCUGUGACCUCACAGAACUGUCAAACUGUACAGUUUUCCAACUUGCCAUAUAAAUGAUAGGUUUGCCUUUUAGUUGCAACAAUAAAAUUUUUUUUUCUAAAAAACAUGGAUUUGGGGUGCUUCCCAUUUCUUUGCUUAACGGGCCUAAACCAGGAUGGGCAGCUCCUGUUCUUUCCGUCCCUGCUGAUGUGAAGCGCGUGUUGUCCAUCAAGCAGGGUUAUCAGUUUCCCACAUCUGAGGGUCUAAGGGCCUCCUGGAGUUGUGAGCGCCUCUGAGCCGGGGGCAUUCCCCUUCCUGGGGAGCGUAGUUAACACGUCAGGCCUCAGCCCGUUUCCUUCAAGAACAACAAAACCCACCUUUGGAACUUAUAGGGCCCUUGGAUAACUUAAACCCACACAAGCUGUUUGAAGAAGUGCUCAGGCCUCCAAAACGUGUCCUUAGCCAACUGC